This is a messenger RNA of Danaus plexippus (monarch butterfly), 5353 nucleotides long. RefSeq lists its product as uncharacterized. The transcript has 13 exons. Gene Ontology annotation, cellular component: postsynaptic membrane; synapse; cell surface. Bases 347 to 4777 code for a protein of 1476 amino acids. NCBI's taxonomy places the organism in Eukaryota, Metazoa, Arthropoda, Insecta, Lepidoptera, Nymphalidae. Gene Ontology annotation, biological process: presynaptic membrane assembly; synaptic vesicle endocytosis; neuron cell-cell adhesion. Gene Ontology annotation, molecular function: neurexin family protein binding; signaling receptor activity. The record is from RefSeq and is a predicted model, not a curated record.
GGUAAAUUGUUACUUGUGAGAAACAAAAUUUUUGUAGUGAUUGUGGUUUUCAGUAAAUUAUGUGUUUGUUUUUAUAUUGGAAUUCAGUUUUAUGCGAUUCUUGGGUUAUGUAGAAAUAUUUUUAUAAGUUGUCAGUAUCAAUAUUCAACAAAGUGAUAUUGAACAUUCAUUUAAGUUUUUUAUCAGUAUUUUUCAUUUUCAUUACCAAACGCUUAAAUGAAAAUAAGCGUCGGGUUCAAAAGUGACUCACUCAAAGCCAUAAAACCAAACUACCAAACAAACUAUAAAACCGAAGAGUAUUUUAAGCUCGUGGUCUAAUGAGAGCAAAGCAACGGGCAUAAAGAAAAUGGCGACUGAGCACGCGACACCGUUUAUAACACAGAAUUUGUUUAUUUGUAUUGCCAUCUCGCUCCUAUUGCCGAUAGCCGACGAAGGUGCGGCGAGAGUUUACGAUGAUUCUCGAAAUUUUCCGAAAGAUGAAAAACGUCUAACGAGAGAGUACAAUCUUAGGCAAGGUGCUUUAAGAGGACUAAUAGUAAAGCCUGGAAAGCAAUAUGACCUACAGCCAGUAGAAAUGUUCUUAGGGAUCCCUUAUGCAGCACCACCUAUAGGCAACUUACGUUUUAUGCCCCCAGUGAGUGCCCCACCUUGGUCUGGUUUAAGGAUGACGACUCGCUUCGCUCCAGUGUGCCCUCAAACAAUUCCUACUAUAAAGAAGGGCAAUCCUCCGUCUUUGGCAAGACAGCGCUACUUGAGCAGAAUUAAACCAUUUUUAGCUGAAGAAUCCGAGGAUUGUUUAUAUUUAAACAUCUAUGUUCCUUACAGAGAAAACAAACCGAAGAAAUUUCCAGUACUAGUUUUCAUACACGGAGAUUCAUUUGAGUGGAGUUCCGGUAAUCCUUACGACGGCAGAAUAUUAGCUUCUUACGGCAAUGUCAUGGUAGUAACUGUCAAUUUCAGGUUGGGAAUAUUAGGUUUCAUGAAACCAAGCGUCACAGAACACGUCUAUGGCAACAACGGUCUGUUGGAUCAGCUAGCAGCAUUACAAUGGAUAAAAGACAACAUUGAAGACUUGAAUGGAGAUCCAUAUUCCGUCACACUAAUGGGACAUGGCUCCGGAGCUGCUUGUGUUAAUUUUCUCAUGCUUUCUCCGAUCUCAAACGGAUUAUUUCACCGAGCGAUUCUCAUGUCUGGAUCUGCGCUCUCUGAUUCUGCGAUGACAAGAGAUCCCACGCAGUACACUCUUCAAGUUGCACAAAGCUUAGGAUGUAAUCCAAGCUCAAAGAACAUGAUGACCUGUCUGCAGAAUAAACCAUUAUCGGACAUAAAAAAGGUUCAAAUAUUGGCUCGCGAGUUUGAAACUCCACUAGGACCAGUAGUAGCAGGAUCCUUUAUACCAAGUGAACCAGCUAGAACCAUGGAGGCGUUCCCUAAUCUUCUGAGCAAAUAUCAAUUGCUGAGUGGUGUGACCGAGUUGGAAAGGUAUCAUGAUUUUGGAGUCAUAGAACUUGACCACGGAAUUUUAGAAAACCAAAGAGACGAAUUUAUAAAGAAAUUUUCCAAAAUUGUGUUCGAAGGUGCCGAAGACGAAGCUCUUAAAGAGAUAUUAAAACAAUACUCGCCCUCUAAGCUUGACCCACAGCGCUGGAACGUUGAAACAAAUAGAGAUGUCAUUUUAAAUUUGUUCAGUGAUGCGCGUACUUUAGCGCCUAUGGUCAGUUUUGCCAACUACCAAUCCAAGUCUAAUAGACAGUCUUACUUUUACGUUUUCGCACAUAAUUCGGUCAGCACUGAUUAUGCAUCGCUAAAUAAAAGUGUACACGGAGAAGAAAUGCCAUAUGUUUUGGGUAUCCCUUUGGGUGGAGGCAAUACUCACUUUCACUCUGAAUAUACGCCAGAAGAGAAACUGCUAAGUGAAAUGGUCAUGAGAUUGUGGACAAAUUUCGUAAAAAAUGGAUCACCUAACACCCAAAGUGUGAAUGAGUAUUAUACAAUGGAUAAGAAGCAAUGGCUCAAAUAUAACGUAGAGUGGCCCGAGUAUAACGUCGCUCAUCAGCCAUAUUUACGAAUAGAUUUGCCGCCAUCAAUAAACAGUUUGUAUAGAUCUAAUUAUACAAAUUUUUGGAUAGAAAUACUUCCUAAUAAAAUGAAGAGAUACGUAAUAGAUCCUCUAUUCGAGUUUAAUCCAUUACAAACAACACCGAAAACCAAACCAAUCCAUAGAAUGACAGAUCCAGUCCGAAAGACAUGGGGUCCACAAUUUAAUAGUCCUCAAAUACGUAGUCCUCAAGUACAUAAUUCACAUCAAGUGCGUAAUUCCCAAGUAUAUCCUUCACAAUACAAUUCUGCUACGGCUUUUGGGAAAUUACGUCCAUAUUCACCUCCGCAUUCAACAUCAGACACAGAUGCAAUAUAUAGAGAAAUACAAGCAAUUAGAACCCCAUCACGACCGAUACCUUCAGGGUUGUUAGAAAAAAAUAGACCGACGACGACAAGACCAACACCUAACAUGCCCAUCAAAACAUCUAGUGCUACAAUUACUCUAGUUGUUUCCCUGAGUGUUUUAUUUCUAUUGAUAAAUAUAAGUAUUUGCAUCUUAGUAUAUUUAAAGAGAAAAAAGUUAAAACGGGAUAGGACAGCAAAUAAUUUACGCAGAUCGCGUGCCGAAAUAGGUGAAAUUGAUGUUAUUGGACAAAAGUAUUCUAAAGAUGACAAAACGGCGUUAAAAACUUUUAAGAAUGGAUGCAAUGUUAUUAAAUCUUUGAGUAUAAAUAAAAUUAAAGGAAACGGUAUGAAACCAAAAAAGAAAGAUAGCCAUACAAGUCCUAAAUCGGAUGAUUCAGGUGGAUUCAGAGAACGUUUUCAAUUAAGAAGGCAUUUAUCUACCAGCACUCUGGAUGCUCAUACAAAAGUAAAGGACUGGAUUUCGAACGAAGUUAUGCAUAGAUGCUCUCCGCGUAUUUUAAGAAAAUCUAAUACUGAUUUGAAUGACCAAUCUUAUAUGAAAACCAAACCUUUCACAAGGUCAGAAGAAUUAUUAUCUGACUCCAAAAAGGUAUCAAAAGAAAUAUGUAAAGUUGUAAGUCAAAAAGACCCAAGUAAUUUAUUUGAAAAAAAAUAUGCUAAAAAUAAAACAUCUGAAAAAACAACAUCCACUUCUGCUUUAAAUUCACAUUCAUCUUUAAUAAGCAAUAAACAAUCUACACUUAGUAGGGAAACCAAUAAGUCCAAUGACUCCUUAAAAAGUAAAGGAAGCGAAAGCAUUAAGUCCAAUAAAGUUUCCAUUGCGAUUGAUGCUACACCUUCAGCACGAACUAAUUCAAUUUUAAAACAAGAGCCUAUAGAACUAUCCAAGUCUCUAGACCAAAUUGAACAAAAACAUUCCAAACCGGACAAAAUAUUGGAAAAAUCAAAAACAGAAAAUAAAAGUAAAGACUGUAAAAUUUACACAAACGAAGUGACUUUAUCAUUAAACGAUAAAAAUCCAUUAAAAAUUCUUCAUAAACAUUCUUCGUCUGAUCCAGUAACCGAUGUCAACUAUGAACUACUUAUGAAACAACUUCAGCGCAAUAACGAGGUUAUUGACAUCCUCCCUCCCGUUACAUUUAGAAAUGAUAUAAAUGUAACUUCCAGAGAUGAACAUAGUCAAUUUUCUUCUCUAACUCCCGAGGAAUCUUUACAAACUAUAAAAAAAAGAAACUUUCCCAAAGUUUUACCGGAUUUACCAAAAGCCCAAAAAAGAUUAUCACUUCAACCUAACACAUUGCAAACUUUUAGAAGUUAUUUCGAAACCGGAAACAUUGAAAGUCAAAUUGAAAAAGCAAGAGUUCCACCUCAACCUCCACCGCGUACUACAACUCUUGAACGGCGUUUAGCUUAUAAAAACUCGAAACCACUUUCAUCAUUUGACGUAUCGAAUAUAAGAAAAAUAAAUGAAUCUGAACCAGUAAACAAUUAUGAAAACAUAAAUUCACCAUUUUUGAAUAGUAAUAUAAAUAAAAUAAGUAAUCAAUCUUUCGAAUCAGUAAUGGAUAAGCCUUACUCAGCUGUAAUGACACACACUAGAGAAUAUCCUAAAGUAAUAAUCGCGUCUAGCGAUAUUCCUUCUUCACCAGAACCUACGAUUUUUAUUAAGCCUGCCUCAAGUCAAGGUCAGAUACCACUAUGUGGCCCUAGAGUUAGAUUACCUGAUGACUUCCACUCGCAAGGCUCUGGGUCCAUGACAUCUUUUAGGUCAUUUUGUAUGGAUGAUAUAGUUGAUGACGUUGAUGACGAACUCAUUGACAUUUUACCUGAGGAUAAACUUAUACAGGAAUUAAUUGGCGGUGUUGAAUCACCAACACAUCUAGAUGUCUUAGAUUCUAAAGGACCAGAAACCAUUUUCGAAAAAAAAGUAGAAAUAGUGCCUGUAAAAAUUAACAUGAAUCCAAUGGGCCCAAAACAUAAGGAUGACUAUGUGUGUAUUUCAAAUUUACUCUUACCAGAAAUUAGUGGUUUGGAACAAACCGCGCAAAUUAAACCAAAUUUUUGUUUAAGUAAACUAAAAAGUAGAAGUGAAAGUAUAAACAGGCCUCCAGAGAAAGCAGUAAAAGUAAAACCAAAGAAAACAAUUAAACCUACUACAUUUUUGAGUCGAGCCAGUAAAAGCGUUAGCAGUGGCAGUGGUGGCAGUUUUACAAAUAAAAGUGAUUCUAGUAGAUUAGAACAUUCAAAUUCUGGUUCAUCGAAUGAUACAGAAACUAGUACAGGAACAGUGAAAAAAAUCGACAUCAAUUAAUGUAUGGACUGUAUAAUGUUCUAUUUUUAUAUUUCCUUUGCCAACCAAUCGAUCUCAAUGAUUUAAAUAGUAAUUUUUUUUAAUGCUUGUAAGACUUUAUGUGAAAUCUACGUAUUAACUUGAUAAGAUCAUUAUUAGACAUAUUCAUAAAUUCUUUCAAGACAAAUAAUUGUACAUUAGACUUCCAGUAUUAUUUGGAUAAGUGUAUAAAAUAUGUUGUAAGUUGAUGACCACUUGGUUAUUUACUUCUUGUUAUAUCGAGCAUAUUUACGAGAGUGAAUAUAAGAUUUAAAUAAAGGAAACCGUGUUUAGUAAAAUAUUCUACAUAUUAUUAUUCUACAGUUUCUUUUUGCGAAUAACUUCAAUCAUUGUAAUAUAUAAAGGAGAAUAAAAAGCAAAAGUAAUAUACAUAUUUCCUAUAGGAUAUUAUAAAAAGGCAUUUACGCAUCUUUCGUUUUAAACUGAGGAUAAAAAUAAAAAGAAAAGCUUUAAAUUAGUUUUAGUCAAUUAAAAUAAAAUGUACCACAUAUUACAAUCGUUUUUAAAAUUUAGCAAUAAAUCUGUCUUUUCAACUUU